CAAACUCAACAUUCUUCUCUUCUUUAACUUUCACUCUCAAGUCUCAGCUUAGCUUUAAAAAAGAGAGAGAAAAAAAAACACAAAAAUCAUGAGAACAAUGGUUGAUUUAGGAAAGCAAAGAGAUCAUCACUAUCAUCCCAUGCAAAUCAUAACCACUCCAACCACCGUCGAUUGUGCCCGUGAAUUCCGUCUCCGACGAACUCUCCGAUCACUCAUCGAAUGCAUGCUCCCAUACUGUUGCACUUACCAACAACCACCUUCUCCUUCAUACCAAAACGACACCGUCUCAGUGUCUUCUUCCACUUCCUCCUCUUCCUCUUCAGACCACUCCUCCUCCACCUCUUCCUCCCAUAGUAACAGCAUAGUAAGUGGAACUUUCUUCGGCCACCGCCGUGGCAGAGUCAGUUUCUGCCUCCAAGACUCCACGGCCGUGGGAUCUUCGCCGCUUCUCCUCCUCGAGCUAGCUGUUCCCACGGCGGCUUUAGCCAAAGAAAUGGACGAGGCAGGUGUUCUACGCAUAGCCCUCGAGUGUGACCGUCGUAGAAGCAGCAACAGUCGCUCGUCGUCGAUCUUUGAUGUUCCCGUGUGGUCGAUGUAUUGCAACGGUAGGAAAAUGGGAUUCGCCGUGAGGAGAAAGGUAACGGAGAACGAUGCCGUUUUCUUGAGGACGAUGCAGUCUGUGUCAGUCGGAGCCGGAGUUGUGCCGUUGGACGAGGAGGAGCAGACGCUGUAUUUGAGGGCGAAGUUCGAGCGAGUCACUGGUUCGAGUGACUCCGAGUCGUUUCAUAUGAUGAAUCCGGGUGGUAGUUAUGGACAGGAGCUUAGUAUAUUCCUUUUAAGAUCGUGAAAAUUAAGUACGGUGGUUUUUACUAUUAUAUUUCUAUAAAUGUACAUCUUAAACUAAAAUCAUCAAUAUAGUGAUAUAUGCAGUUUAAUCA
Messenger RNA from Capsella rubella, 938 nucleotides. Its product is annotated as protein MIZU-KUSSEI 1. Lineage: Eukaryota; Viridiplantae; Streptophyta; Magnoliopsida; Brassicales; Brassicaceae. The record is from RefSeq and is a predicted model, not a curated record. Bases 89 to 847 code for a protein of 252 amino acids. Gene Ontology annotation, biological process: hydrotropism. The transcript has a single exon.